AUUAGAUGACCUUGAACAAAAUGGUAUAAUUACAAAAGUAAAUCUUAGCGACUGGGGUUCACCACUUGUCGUUAUUCCCAAACCAGAUGGUAAUGUUAGGUUAUGUGUCGAUUACAAAAUAGCCGUUAAUCCUCAGCUCAAAUCCGCUCAUUAUCCAUUUAAACGCAUCGAUGAUAUUUUAAACAAUCUCCGGAAUUCAACCUAUUUUUGCCGAUUAGACCUGUAUAAAGCAUAUCUACAUGUACGAGUUGAUGAAGACAGUCGAGCAGUACAAACGAUUUCAACACAUCGAGGUACUUAUCAAAUGAACAGAUUAUCAUUUGGCAUAAAAACAGCUCCAAGUGAAUUUAACCGAAUAUUGGACCAAAUUCUUCAAGGCUUAGAGGGAACAAUGUCAUACUUUGACGACAUCAUAAUCCAUGGAACAUCACAUGAAGAAUGCCAGAAUCGACUUAGACACUGCCUAGAGCGUUUAAGAAAAUAUGAUCUACACCUCAACAAAGACAAAUGUACUUUCUUUCAAACCGAAAUUCAGUAUCUAGGGUAUAUCAUUCGUCAGAACAAGAUUUCUAAAUGUCCAAAAAAGGUAGAAGCGAUCAACAGUGUUCCACGUCCUCGAAAUGCAGAUGAAGUACGUAGAUUUUUGGGAAUGGUUACAUACUAUUCUCGUUUCAUACCAGAUGCAUCAACCAUGACACAUCCACUUAGACAAUUACUGCGUAAGGACAAACAAUUUUUUUGGUCGUCAUCAUGCGAAUCAGCUUUUAUCAAACUGAAAACCGAAAUAUCAAGUGAACGGGUACUGGUUCCCUUCGAUCCCAAUUUACCAAUUACACUUGCGUGUGAUGCAAGCCCAACAGGCAUUGCGGGAGUAUUAUCAAACAUUAUCGACGGAGUUGAACGACCUGUAGCGUUUAUAUCCAGAUCACUGACACAAGCCGAAACAAAUUAUAGUCAGCUUGAUCGCGAAGCUCUUGCCAUCGUGUUUACAGUGGGCAAAUUCUACAAUUAUAUUUAUGGUCAACCAUUUACCCUAAUCACGGAUAAUCGUCCAUUAACAAGAAUCUUUCAUCAGAAUGCAAAACUGCCAGCGAUGACAUCAGCUCGUUUACUUCGUUAUGCUGCCUUUCUACAACAGUUCAAUUAUGAAGUCCAACAUCGGAAAGCCGAAGAUCACGUCAAUGUUGACUUCUUUUCAAGAGCACCUUCUAAUGAAAAAUCAAUUGGAAUAGAAACAACAUUAGACCAAGAGUUACAGAACUUAAAUGACCAGGUGAUAAAUCAAAUUUCAACUUAUUCUCUCACAAGUACAUCAAUCGCAUUCGAAUCUCAGCAAGAUCCAGAACUGUCAAAAAUAAAGGAAAGCCUUAUACAUGGAAAUCUCAAUAAUCCAGACUACAGUCUUCACGAUGGAGUUAUAUUCAAAGGCCAACGUGUAGUAAUACCAACGAGCCUUCGUGCAGAAGUUUUAAAGGAGUUGCACCAUACACAUGUCGGUAUCGUCAAAAUGAAGCAGUUAGCCCGGAGGUAUUGUUAUUGGCGAAAUAUCGACAAGGAUAUCGAAAAUCUUGUUCGACAAUGCGAAAAUUGCGCCCUCAUCAAAAAAGAUCCUGUAAAAGCUCCAGUACACCACUGGGAUGAGCCCAAGGAAAACUUCGAACAAGUCCACAUCGACUAUGCAGGACCCUUCCAGGGAUUCUAUUUCCUCGUACUCGUUGAUUCAAAAUCCAAAUGGGCAGAAGUCAAAGUAAUAAAAGAAGCACCAACUUCAGAAUCGACAAUAUACCUUUUGCAAGACAUUUUUAGUGUACAUGGAUUGCCAAGAAAUUUGGUAUCAGACAACGCCACAAUUUUCCAUAGUGAUACAUUUCAAACAUUUUGUAGAGAAAAUGGAAUCAUGCAAAAGUUUAUUGCACCAGGGCACCCUGCCACAAAUGGUCUCGCUGAAAGGAAUAUUCAAACCCUUAAGCAGAAACUUACAGCCAUGGCAGACGAAAAGCUCUCGAUGAACCAGAAAGUGCGUGAGAUAUUGUACCGAUAUCGAGGCACACCAUUGAAUUGCGGUAAAACACCAGCUCAACUUUAUCUUGGAAGAGACAUUCGACUUAAGCUAGAUGCACUACGUCCAUCAAAAGAACCUGCCAGUAAACCAGCUGACCUUCCCCGAGUUCGAAACUUCAGCGUGGGAGAGAGAGUCCAAGUUCGUUGGUACACUAACCAGAAGCCUACAUGGAAAUUUGGAGUAGUUCUAAAGAAUGUGCAACCGAAGAAGAAGGUCACAUUCCAGGACAACAUCGAAGACCAACCCAAGCCAAUGGAAUUAGAAGAAAUUAUUAUCAGACCCGACAAUUAUGCUGCAGUUCCAGACCAAGGAAAUGUUCCUGUGAUGGCUCCCCCAGCCGAAGCUGUUCCUCAAGCGGCUCCGCCAGCUGUUCAAAUUCGAAGGUCACAAAGACAGCGCCAGGUUCCGAGACAUUUUCAAGAUUACGUUCGAGACUGAUCAUUUUCGAAAUAUUUCAUAUUGUAUUAUUUUUCAUAUUUCAGUAAUCGUUAUGUUUUUAUUUAGCGUGGGAGACUAUAAUGUAUUUAUUCAAUGUUUAUUAUGUCAAUGGAAUGUCUAUAUUUUUCAAUAU
This is a messenger RNA of Photinus pyralis (common eastern firefly), 2633 nucleotides long. RefSeq lists its product as uncharacterized. The transcript has 2 exons. Gene Ontology annotation, molecular function: nucleic acid binding. NCBI's taxonomy places the organism in Eukaryota, Metazoa, Arthropoda, Insecta, Coleoptera, Lampyridae. Gene Ontology annotation, biological process: DNA integration. The record is from RefSeq and is a predicted model, not a curated record. Bases 305 to 2500 code for a protein of 731 amino acids.